This is a messenger RNA of Cynocephalus volans (Philippine flying lemur), 3420 nucleotides long. It is a transcript of the gene MED15, whose product is annotated as mediator complex subunit 15. The transcript has 18 exons. Bases 105 to 2462 code for a protein of 785 amino acids. Gene Ontology annotation, biological process: regulation of DNA-templated transcription. Gene Ontology annotation, molecular function: transcription coregulator activity. The record is from RefSeq and is a predicted model, not a curated record. Lineage: Eukaryota; Metazoa; Chordata; Mammalia; Dermoptera; Cynocephalidae.
GCGGCUGAGGCGCCGUGAAAGGCUUCCGGGUUUGGGCCUGGCGCUGCGGUUGAGGCGGUGGCGGCGACCGAGUGGGACGCGGUUGACGGGAGUGGGGAAACGGCAUGGACGUUUCGGGGCAGGAGACCGACUGGCGGAGCGCCGCUUUCCGGCAGAAGCUGAUCAGCCAAAUUGAGGAUGCCAUGAGGAAAGCUGGUGUGGCCCACAGUAAAUCUAGCAAGGACAUGGAGAGCCAUGUGUUCCUGAAGGCCAAGACCCGGGACGAAUACCUUUCUCUCGUGGCCAGGCUCAUUAUCCAUUUUCGAGACAUUCAUAAUAAGAAAUCUCAAGCUUCUGUCAGUGAUCCUAUGAAUGCACUGCAGAGCCUCACUGGUGGACCUGCCGCAGGAGCAGCUGGAAUCAGCAUGCCUCCUCGAGGCCCAGGACAGUCCCUGGGUGGGAUGGGUGGCCUUGGUGCCAUGGGACAGCCGAUGCCCCUCUCGGGGCAGCCUCCCCCUGGGACCUCGGGGAUGGCGCCUCACGGCAUGGCUGUUGUGUCUUCAUCAGCUCCGCAGACCCAGCUGCAGCUCCAACAGGUGGCACUGCAGCAGCAGCAGCAGCAGCAACAGCAGCAGUUCCAGCAGCAGCAGGCAGCACUGCAGCAACAGCAGCAACAGCAGCAACAGCAGUUCCAAGCUCAGCAGAAUGCCAUGCAGCAACAAUUCCAGGCAGUGGUGCAGCAGCAGCAGCAGCAGCUCCAGCAACAGCAGCAGCAGCAGCAGCACCUGAUUAAAUUGCAUCAUCAAAACCAGCAACAGAUACAGCAGCAGCAGCAGCAGCUACAGCGGAUGGCACAGCUACAGCUGCAACAGCAGCAGCAGCAGACUUUGCAGGCUCAGCCUCCUAUACAGCAGCCCCCAAUGCAGCAGCCACAGCCCCCACCCUCACAGGCCCUGCCCCAGCAGCUGCAGCAGAUGCAUCACCCACAGCACCAUCAGCCGCCACCACAGGCCCAGCAGCCACCAGUUGCUCAGAACCAACCAUCGCAACUCCCACCACAGUCCCAGUCCCAGCCUUUGGUAUCACAGGCUCAAGCCCUCCCUGGACAGAUGUUGUAUGCCCAACAGCAGCUGAAAUUUGUCCGAGCUCCGAUGGUGGUGCAGCAGCCGCAGGUGCAGCCCCAGGUGCAGCAGGUGCAGCCCCAGGUGCAGCAGCAGACAGUGGUGCAGACAGCUCAGGCUGCCCAGAUGGUGGCUUCUGGAGUCCAGAUGAUCACCGAUGCCUUGGCCCAAGGCGGGAUGCACGUAAGAGCCCGGUUCCCGCCCACCACCGCUGUGUCUGCCGUCCCGUCAAGCUCCAUCCCUUUGGGCGGACAGCCCACAGCACAGGUCGGUCAGAGCAGCCUCCCCAUGCUGUCCUCACCAUCGCCCAGCCAGCAGGUGCAGACCCCGCAGUCAAUGCCACCUCCCCCACAGCCAUCCCCACAACCCGGCCAGCCCAGCUCACAGCCCAACUCCAAUGUCAGCUCCGGUCCUGCCCCAUCCCCUAGUAGCUUCCUGCCCAGCCCCUCCCCACAGCCUUCCCAGAGCCCAGUGACAGCGCGCACCCCGCAGAACUUCAGCGUCCCCUCACCUGGACCUUUAAACACCCCUGUAAACCCCAGCUCUGUCAUGAGCCCAGCCAGCUCCAGCCAGGCCGAGGAGCAACAGUACUUGGACAAGCUGAAACAGCUGUCCAAGUACAUUGAGCCCCUGCGCCGCAUGAUCAACAAGAUCGACAAGAACGAAGACAGGAAAAAGGAUCUGAGUAAGAUGAAGAGCCUUCUGGACAUUCUGACCGACCCCUCUAAGCGGUGUCCCCUGAAGACCCUGCAGAAAUGUGAGAUUGCCCUGGAGAAACUCAAGAAUGACAUGGCAGUGCCCACGCCUCCACCACCCCCAGUGCCACCAACCAAGCAGCAGUACCUGUGCCAGCCGCUCCUGGAUGCAGUCCUGGCCAAUAUCCGCUCACCUGUCUUCAACCAUUCCCUGUACCGCACGUUUGUGCCAGCCAUGACUGCCAUCCAUGGCCCACCCAUCACGGCACCUGUAUUGUGCACCCGGAAGCGCAAGUUUGAGGAGGAUGAGCGGCAGAGCAUCCCCAACGUGCUGCAAGGGGAGGUGGCCAGAUUAGACCCCAAAUUCCUGGUGAACUUGGACCCUUCUCACUGCAGUAACAAUGGCACCGUCCAUCUGAUAUGCAAGCUGGAUGACAAGGACCUCCCAAGUGUACCACCACUGGAGCUCAGCGUGCCCGCCGACUACCCUGCCCAGAGCCCGCUGUGGAUCGACCGGCAGUGGCAGUAUGACGCCAACCCCUUCCUGCAGUCGGUGCACCGGUGCAUGACCUCAAGGCUGCUGCAGCUCCCUGACAAGCACUCGGUCACGGCCCUGCUCAACACCUGGGCACAGAGCAUCCACCAGGCCUGCCUCUCAGCCGCCUAGCCCAGCCAGCAGGGACAGCCAACAGCUUUAUCGGGGCUGUGGACACACUGCCUCCUGUUGGACACAUCUAGGUGUUGGCUUCCUAAGAAAGCCUGGGGUUAGGUUAGCUUUCCUGCUUUUAUCUUCUGCCUUGGGGACCUGCCAAACAUUUUCCCAUACUUGUACAGAACCUGGGACAAGUGUCUGUGGAGCUGACUGUGUGUGGGGGUUGGCCGUUGUCUUAGAGAAGAUUCUCUAUGCAAUUUCCUCCUGGGAGUCAGACAGCACCCUGGGCCCCCACCCCUCAGGAUGUCCUCCCCACAGCCUCUGCAGGGCCUGUGUCCAUUCUCAGCAGUGGUUGGGAGACUCAGGGUCCUGCUAGAGCAUCUUGUGUGUGUGCUAGGAAACACUUUUGCUCAUUUCCAUAUGAGAUCAUGGAGCACAUAGGAAACCCUUCAAACACACACACAAUUAUCUGAUCACGGUUUUGGAUUUAGGCUGUGCCGCUUUUGGCAUGUAGGGCAUACCACAGGGAAGUUCCUGGGUCCCGGGCACAGGCUGCAUCUUGCAGGGAAGGCUGGCAUGUGAGUGGCUGCAGGUCUCCUGCCACCAGCUGGGCCUCAGACCUCAUGGCGUUCCUGCUCAGCACUGUGGGAGUGCCCAGGGAGCAGGACAUCUGAAGAUCCUGUCCCUGGCACCUUUGUGCCAUUCUCCGAUCAGGGUGCCAUGUCCCUGCUGUGAAGGAUGAAGAGUGACCAGCCGGGCACUGUCCUCAGGACCCAGCGUCCUCAGAGCAACAAUAUUCUACGCCGCUACAGAGAAUGCAGGCUCCCUACCGGGACAUGGCCACACAGCGCCUCCACAUGAUUGGGCAUUGGCCGGCAGCCCUCUGGUGACGAUAAGUCCCCCCUUUUGUAUGUGCACUACCCUGUCAUCUGUGGUUCUUAUAAUAAAUUUAUUAUUCCUGUGUUUGUCAGUA